AUGGGCGCGGCCGUCGGCUUGAGGUUGCCGGAGAACCGCUGCGAGGAGCCGUUGUUGUGGUGGGGCUGUCGGCAAGCAGAUGAUGAGCACUGGCCUGUAGAUUUCAGUGGCGUUUUGUUCAUUAUGCCUCUCUUGGUAUUUGCUCUAUAUAUCACUGGAUCACUCAAUACUGUCCUAUCGAAAGAACAUCAGCGUGAGAUAUGUCGCUAUAUUUAUAACCAACAGAAUGAAGAUGGUGGUUGGGGUAAACAAGUGGUGGGACCGAGCACCAUGCUCGGCUCAUGCUUAAACUAUGUUACCUUAAGAAUUCUUGGUGAGGAGAGCACACAUGAUGCAUUGACCAAAGGACGCGAAUGGAUUUUAUCUCAUGGAAGCGCAGCUGCAAUACCACAAUGGGGAAAGAUGUGGCUCUCGAUGAUAGGUUUGUAUGAUUGGUCUGGAAACAAUCCUAUAAUUCCAGAACUAUGGCUUGUCCCUCACUUUCUUCCAAUACAUCCAGGUACUUUCCAGCAUAAUACGGAAGGUUUUGAAGAGAAAUUGGAGAGAUUUGAGGGAAUUGGAAGAAAGGAAGAGAGGGGCGGCAACGGCCUGAAGGCCGGUUCUGGGCCCUGGUCCAAUAGCUCCAUGCUCCACUUCUGGGCUUAG
Molecule: messenger RNA, 645 nt
Organism: Setaria italica (foxtail millet)
Lineage: Eukaryota; Viridiplantae; Streptophyta; Magnoliopsida; Poales; Poaceae
Product: achilleol B synthase-like
Exons: 7
Coding region: 1-645 (214 amino acids)
Biological process (GO): triterpenoid biosynthetic process
Cellular component (GO): lipid droplet
Molecular function (GO): intramolecular transferase activity
Source: RefSeq, a predicted model, not a curated record